Messenger RNA from Thalassophryne amazonica, 3097 nucleotides. RefSeq names its product glycogen synthase kinase 3 alpha b (gene gsk3ab). Lineage: Eukaryota; Metazoa; Chordata; Actinopteri; Batrachoidiformes; Batrachoididae. Gene Ontology annotation, molecular function: protein serine/threonine kinase activity; ATP binding. Gene Ontology annotation, biological process: insulin receptor signaling pathway; regulation of neuron projection development; protein phosphorylation. Gene Ontology annotation, cellular component: cytoplasm; nucleus; cytosol. The coding region runs from base 91 to 1410 and encodes 439 amino acids. The transcript has 11 exons. The record is from RefSeq and is a predicted model, not a curated record.
UCCCACCCCCUUCCCCUGCCUCCCCGUUACUGUUCUACGGAGGAAGAAAGGGGGCGACAGGUAACCUGUACGGAGUGCUUCCACACAAAUAUGAGCGGCAGCGGGCGGCCCAGGACCAGCUCAUUCGCCGAGCCUCCCGGAGUUCCCGGAGCUGCAGCCGGUGCCGGAUCAGCAGUAUGCGGUGGAGGCUCAACAGGAAAAAUCGGGGCUUCACAAGCCAGUGGAAGCGGCUCGACGAGCUAUGGCAAUUUGAAACUGCCGAGAGACAGUGGCAAAGUGACGACAGUAGUAGCCACACCCGGUCAGGGCCCCGAUCGCCCACAGGAAGUGUCCUACACAGACAUUAAGGUUAUAGGAAAUGGCUCUUUUGGAGUGGUCUACCAAGCUCGCCUUAUCGACAGUCAAGAGAUGGUGGCAAUUAAGAAAGUUCUGCAGGAUAAACGAUUUAAGAAUAGGGAACUGCAAAUCAUGAGGAAACUGGACCACUGCAAUAUUGUAAGACUACGUUACUUCUUUUACUCAAGUGGAGAGAAGAAAGAUGAGGUCUAUUUAAACUUGGUACUGGACUACGUACCAGAGACAGUGUACAGGGUGGCUCGGCACUUCAACAAGGCCAAGACCACCAUUCCCAUCAUCUAUGUUAAGGUGUACAUGUACCAGCUGUUUCGCAGUCUGGCUUAUAUCCAUUCCCAGGGUGUGUGUCACAGAGACAUUAAGCCUCAGAACCUCUUGGUGGACCCAGAGACAGCCAUCCUUAAAUUGUGUGACUUUGGCAGUGCAAAGCAGCUAGUUCGAGGGGAGCCGAAUGUGUCCUAUAUCUGCUCACGGUACUACCGUGCCCCAGAGCUAAUUUUUGGUGCCACAGAUUACACAUCCAACAUCGACAUCUGGUCAGCUGGCUGUGUUCUGGCUGAGCUGCUGCUGGGUCAGCCCAUUUUCCCAGGGGACAGCGGUGUGGACCAGCUAGUAGAGAUCAUCAAGGUUCUGGGGACACCAACAAGAGAGCAGAUCCGAGAGAUGAACCCCAACUACACAGAAUUCAAAUUCCCACAGAUCAAAGCACACCCUUGGACAAAGGUGUUUAAGCCUCGUACCCCACCAGAGGCCAUCACACUCUGUUCUCGGUUGCUGGAAUACACGCCGGUGACCAGACUCUCUCCUCUAGAGGCAUGUGCGCAUCCCUUCUUUGAAGAGCUACGCCAGCCUAACACCCGUUUACCCAGCGGACGAGACCUGCCACUCCUAUUCAAUUUCAGUCCUGUUGAGCUCUCUAUCCAGCCACAGUUGAACUCUACACUCAUUCCUCCUCAUGCUCGUGCACAGACAUCACCUGCCUCACAUGAGGGCAGUGUGUCAGACAGUACCGCCCAGCCCAGCUCAGCACCUGGAUCCAUCAGCAACAGCACCUGAGACCCCCUUCCGUCAUCCGUUAUUUUGUCUUGCCCGUUUCCUUUUUUCUUUGCUCUUGUCCCUCUCAACCUUCUUCAUGGCUCCAAAUUCAUUUGAAAAAAGAGAUAGAGAACUAGACACAUGAACACCAAAUGUUGCUAUUUUCCUUGGAUCUUAACUGCUUCUAGUAGGAAAGCAUUUCUGUUGCUGCUCGUUUCAGGUAGGUUGUUUUAUUUACCGCGCACACUCAGCCACAUUUGGAGUUACUAUUGUUGGAAGAAGAAUGUGGCUGCCACUGAUCCUCUCAGAAUAAGGUAUAUGCGAAGAGGAGAGAUUUUCUGUAUUGUAACCCAACAGCUAAAUUUUAUCCCUUUUAUGUUGUUUUUAUUUGUAUUGGCUUGUUUUAUGUGUGGCGGUGGUGCCAUUGAAAGGGGCCUGGAAUGAUGAUGGAGCUGAAAGUGAGAGCUACAUGUAAGGCCUGAAUAAUACUGACAAUCAUCCUUAGUAGGCUCAGAAAUGGCACUGUUGAAUUGUGGGAUAAUGUGGAGAUUUUGUUUUUAAUGUCCCAGUUUGAUAUUAGACAAAAUAUAUCAGCUGAUCCCACCCAGAUUCUUUUUUUUAGAUAAUGAGUUUAAAAUUUUAACAUGAUAGGUGACCCUGUUGUAGCUUGUCUAUAUUUCCAUUUGAAUGCCAGCUCCUUAACUGCCUUUUAUUUAAAUAUUAGGGAGCUUUACAUGAACAUUGUGCAUGACUUCAUUUCUUUCUUACGUUCAUGUUCUUCCUGGUUAAGCUGGAAACUGAGCAUUAGGAGCUAUUCUUUAGUCAGUAUUGCACAUCUCAUACGGGAGAAGUGGGGAAGCAAAGGAACGGGUAUUGCAACAAAGUUAAACAGGCAGCUUGUUGGUGUGUGCCAGAUACAAAUGCCUCAAUAACUUAAUGCUACAGUAUAAACAAGCUUGUGCAGCACUGUAGGACUCUCAGUCACCUCUUUAGUUAUGUCACAUUUGCGGUGUUAGGUUUCAUAUGUGCUUAUGUUAAAAGAAUGACAUCGCGUCCUUGCAAAGGGACUGAAUCCAUUGUGGCGUCUAAACUACUGUCCAUUUUCAGUGUUCACUUGGAUUUUUGUUAUCAUAUAAGCUACUAUCCAAAAAAACAUUGAACACAAUUACUCCAAAUUGUUCUUGUGUGUACAAAAGAGAAAUUUGUUGAAACGUUAUCAGACACCUACCCAAGCCUAUCUCUAAUAUUUGGAUCAUGUUCUUAUAAUUGUAUAAGGGCUGACUUUAGUCAACUUCAUAGCCUAAUAAUAUCUUCUUUACACACACCACUUUUCUUACCUCUACCACAUAGAUGCGCACGUUGUCUUACUUUCACUAAUAUCAGCGAUAAUGUGACCAGAAAUGAUGCUCAAACCACUGAAACUCGACAGCUUUUGGAGCCUCCCCUUCCAUUCCUUUCAUCCUCUUUUUUCACACCUAAACUGUAAAUAUCAAGUACCAUUUAUUUUAUUAUUUUUAAUAUUGUUAUUAUAUUGUUCUUGUAUUUUUAUUUUUUUCUGUAGUAGACCGGCACCACAGCAGCCGGGCUGUUUAUUCUCAGUUGCAGUCUGUAAAUACAAUUUCAUUUUGGCCCCUGGUUCAAGAGGGGAAAUAGAACAAAAUGUUUCAGUUUUAUUCUCUCUCUGUCUCUCUCUCUCUCUCCAUUCCUC